Messenger RNA from Aphanomyces invadans, 1835 nucleotides. RefSeq lists its product as hypothetical. The record is from RefSeq and is a predicted model, not a curated record. The coding region runs from base 1 to 1758 and encodes 585 amino acids. The transcript is spliced from 12 exons. NCBI's taxonomy places the organism in Eukaryota, Oomycota, Saprolegniomycetes, Saprolegniales, Verrucalvaceae.
AUGGCAACUAUUCUCCCUAAUCUUCAAGGCAGGCACAUUUCGAUGUGGGGCAUGCCACUGGCCUCGUCGACGACGGCGCCGGCAGGUGGGCGGCAGGCCAAGAAAAAGAAGCGACCGACCGAGCUCCCUGCGUCCGAAGUCGAGCGAAAAGCAGCGCUAUACAACGUAGGGUGCCCCAAGAGCUUUCCCAGCACGCGGAAAUGCAAGCCUCGCCACCGACUGGCCCUCCACCAACUCGUCCAAGAAGACGCCAAUGGUGCUGAUGCCAGCGACAUGCCCCAGCCGCCCUUUCAGGGACGGCCACCCGCGGGUCAUGUCGGGUUUGUCCAGGACCUUCAAACGACGGUGCCGGACCGCCACCGAGUGCCAACUCGAGGCGACUGGAAACUGGGGCGGAAUAACUCAGCGUCAAGCUUCAAGCUGAGCGCAAGUGGAAUCGACGGUCUCCUCGAGCCGAGCGACGCAGCCCGGGAAGUGGUCGCGGCAACGUGUCCGACCGCAGAGUUUCGCAACCUGCUCUUAGCCUACCCCCCCGCCGACGUGAACCACGUCGCCAAGGCACUAGCCAGCCCUGCUCAGGACUGGGUCAAGCCGCGCGUGAGCCGUCCGUGCGACUCGUACCACAACAGCGACUGUCCGGGGGGAUGGCCCAAAGGUUCAACCGACAACAAUCACGCGGCAGACGCCCCCGACCCCGAGACGCCGUGGGUCCCCCCAAACUCGCCACAUCGUACCGAUCCGGCCAAAUCAAAGCAUGCCCGCUCGUCAUUGAACCCGACGGCUCUUCGGGACGCCCAGGGAAGCGCGCGCCCGCCGUACGUCCUGCCCACCCGCACCGUCGACACCUUGCUCCGUCGAGCGCAAAGCGCUGAACGCGGCCACAACGCCGUCCGUGCCCGCAUCCACUGGCACAAGAAUCCCGCGCACAUGUACUCGCUUCCCGUCGCCUCGCCGUCGAGAAGUUGCCGACUCGGCCUCGACGCGUUGGCAUCCGACCCCAGCAUCGACGCGCAACACAAACCUCGGUCGACGACGACCCGACCCAAGUCGGCCGUGCACUUGAUGAAACACGCCAUCCAAGUCGCAGGGGCCAAACUGCGCCCCAAGACCGCCCGCAUGUCGUAUCUGAAAACCGCGACCGUAUACUGCGUCGACACGCCUGAAACCAACACAAUGGAAGAGUACGCCCGCAAGAUCCAGGCCGAGAAGGACCGCCGCAAGAACGUGGUGCAUCGCAAACAAGCCAUGCACCGCAUCGUUCGAUACAAUUCCAUCACGGAGCGGUCCGUCGAGUACAUUUUUCAUUGCUUGCGACACCAAGCAAUCGAGAACGUCCCGGUGCAUCUCCGACCAACGUACGAAUCGAUCGACGUGGACGAGUACAUGCGGCUCGUCCACUUGGACGAUGACGACCGUCCGUUCUUGAAUGCCCAGCCCAACGGCUACGACGCGGGAUGGGACCGCACGGCGUUGGGCGUGCUGUGGGUAAGAAGGUCGAGAGUGGGGGCGGCGCGCGUGGGGUGGUUUCAUCGGUCGAUCCAGGUCGACCGCGCCCAGUUUACCAAAGCCGUGCAGUGCUUGAAAAUGACGGCGACCGACGUGAAUGUGCUCUUCAACGUGUUGGACUUUGAUCUCGACCACAAGAUCGAGAUCGGCCAAGUGUGCCGGGAAAUCCGAACGCUGCAAAUGGCCAAGGUCAAAAAGCACGUCCCAGACCUCAUGCUUGGUGGCCACCGCACCAAACUCCGCGACACAUAGCGUUGCACGAGCAUGUCCACCCCACGAACACGAGAUCGUUGGCGCGAGCCGCCAGCCACGGCCUUCGUGUCCACCCC